Molecule: messenger RNA, 4935 nt
Organism: Alnus glutinosa
Lineage: Eukaryota; Viridiplantae; Streptophyta; Magnoliopsida; Fagales; Betulaceae
Product: filament-like plant protein 7
Exons: 8
Coding region: 1367-4693 (1108 amino acids)
Source: RefSeq, a predicted model, not a curated record
GUUUGGACAAACAAACCAAAACACCCUAAUAUUUAUUCCAUCUCACUCCAAAUCUUGGUCUGUUUCGACCUGUUCUACUCCUCUUCGUAUAUGAUCAUCAUGUCAGCUAAAUGAAAUUUAAGGAUCUAAAAUAGUGAAGAACAGUUUAGUCCAAUCACACUCAAUCCCUCAACCAAUCACCCACAUCUUUUUUCCUCCUCCUCCACGCCCAAUCCAAACCACCAUAAUCGCCACCUCCACUAGUACCACCGUUACUAUCAACCACCAUAGAAUCUAGCUCUCAUUCACCUUUACUUUCUCCCAAUAUGUCGCCGUCCAAAACCUCAACGGUGUCGUCUUCUCCUACUUAGACAACACGCUCCAACUCCUCUACUCAGCCUCUAGGUUAGGUUUAUGUUCCAUACCUGUCAACUAGAUCCACCCGGGUCAGACCCGCCUACUAUAAUAACUUUAACCUCAACACCACGGACAAGCUCAACGAAUAGACCAUCCAACAAAUUGUGCAGUCUAGAUGCGGCAUUCUUGGCGUCGUCAAUAGCUCGACAACCAUAGACUCUAAGAAAGGAAGCGAUGGCGACAUAGAGUUGUCCAAUGGAGUGUUGGGAACGAAGCCACACGUUCUUGUCAUCGAGCGAGCGAUUCUGCUUGGAUGGUGACAAGGCAGGCGUGUAUGGUUUUUGGUGACAUCAGCGCCUCCUCUACGACAAUCGAGGGUGGCAGUAGACAUGAAUUUAAGCAAUAAAUUGAAAGAAAUGGGAUCGAACUCAAUUGAAGAAUACAUUUCAAGCUUAUUUUGUGCUCAUCAAUGUAUAUACAUACAGACAUACUUGUAAUUUGUAAAUACAUUUCUUAAAGAAAGAGCAUUGAGAGGUGAUAAAGACCUCCGCGCUUCCGGUCCGUCAGAUCAAAGCGAAUCGAAAGCAAAAGGGGAACCGAACCGCGCAAAACGCAACGAAGCACUGCGUCAGAUCCCAGCCGACACUUUGCUCAAAAUCCACAUUUCCUCCGUACACUCGCUUUCUUCUAAGAAUCUAAGUAGACUAUAUGGAAUCGGGUUUCUUUGCAUUGAUGGCCUUCUUCUCGGCUCUGAUAAUCCAUGCACCGUGAGACCCGGUGAGAGUGCCUUGACGUCCUUCAGAUUCAGUGUCUUGUUGAUGGUGACUUGGUGGGCAUUGGCAAUGUGAGAUUUGUCGGUUGUCACACUGAUCGGUUGGUGAAUUUUUUAGUGACGGCCAGCUCACUUAUACAUGCAUUGAUGCAAAUACUUAUAAUUGUUUGAGUUUGUCCGGGAUUUGGUGGGUGGUGGCCUCUUUUUCUAUUCCUUGUAUGAGAUCCUUAUAAUAUUCAAGCUGCACUUGGUAAUACAAUGGACCAAAAGACAUGGCUUUGGAGGAAGAAAUCUUCAGAGAAGGCCAUUGUCACAACUGACAAAAUAAACUCCUCUUCAAAAGGAAAUGAAGAAGAGAUACAGACACUUCUAACUGAGAAAGCCGAAUUGGAGAAAGACCUGAGAAUUUCAAAUGAUAAGCUUUCUUCAGCCCUUUCCGAGUGUGAUGCUAAAGAUGAACUUGUGAAGAAACAAGCAAAGAUGGCGCAGGAAGCAACUGCAGGCUGGGAGAAGGCAGAAGCAGAAGCAGUGUCUCUAAAGCGAGAAUUAGAUGAAGCUUCACAGCAGAGAGUAGCUGGUGAAGAACGAGUAGCUCAUUUGGAUGCAGCACUCAGGGAAUGUAUGCAACAGCUACGUUUUGUUCGAGAAGAGCAGGAGAAAAGAAUUCAUGAUGCUGUUACGAAGACAUCGAAGGAUUUUGAAAAAUCCCAGAUGAUUUUAGAGGAGAAGUUAUCGGAGACCAGUAAGAGGCUUGCUAAACUAGGUGUUGAAAAUUCUCAUAUUAGCAAUGCUCUCCUAGUGAAGGAAAAGUUGAUAGAAGAUGUCAAUAAACAGUUGACUCAGAUGGAGUCAGAUUUUAGUGCGCUAAUGACUAGAUUACAAUCCACAGAAAAAGAUAAUGCUUCUUUGAAGUAUGAGGUUCGAGUGCUUGAGAAGGAGCUUGAGAUCCGAAAUGAGGAGAGAGAAUUUAAUCGUCGAACAGCUGAUGCAUCACACAAGCAACACCUAGAGAGUGUGAAGAAAAUUGCAAAGUUAGAAUCAGAGUGUCAGAGGUUGCGUCUCCUGGUCAGGAAGCGAUUGCCAGGUCCUGCUGCGUUGGCAAAAAUGAAGAAUGAAGUCGAAAUGCUGGGAAGGGAUUCAGUUGAAAUGAGGAGGAGAAAGUUGAAUGCAACGGCUUUCAUGGUUGACUCUGCAGUUGAUGACUCUCCUGAAAAUCUCACUAAAAGGAUUGGUAAUCUGACUGAGGAAUUAUGUUCUAUGGAAGAAGAAAACAAGAAUCUCAGGGAAGCCCUUCAUAAAAAGGCAAAUGAACUACAAUUUUCGAGGGAAAUAUAUACACGCACAGCUUCCAGUUUAUCACAAGUUGAGUUGCAGCUUGAUGAAGUGUCAAAAGGUCAGCGAAUCGUAGAGCCAACAAGGAGAAGUCUUACAUCACGUGAUCUUUCUCUGGCAUCGAUGUCUGAAAUUGGCAGUGAUGAUAAGGUUAGCUGUGCAGAAUCAUGGGCUUCUGCUUUGAUUUCAGAACUGGAGCACUUUAGAAAUGGAAAACAAAAGGGCUCACCAUCAUCUAAAACUGUUGGAACUUCAGACAUUAAUCUGAUGGAUGACUUUGUUGAAAUGGAAAGAUUAGCGUUAGUCUCUGUUGAUAAACCAUUUGGGAGUUCUCAUGUUUCUCCACAUGACACUAAUGCAAUUUAUCACCCUUUGGAAACCGAGUUAAACAGGAAUCCCUCAGAGUUAACAGGUAGUGAGAUUGUUCCAAGGCCUGACUCUGAAUCAGGCUUCAGUGCAUCAAACCAAGAAAUCAGGUCCAACAAUGCAUUAAUGGGAAAAGUUCCUGGUUGGCUUCAGGAUAUACUGAAAGUGAUCUUGGAGCAAAACUGUGUCAGGCAGAGAAAUCCAGAUGAAAUACUUGAGGAUAUUAGAGCAGCUUUGGCAUAUAUAAAUAGUCCAAAUCGCACUGAAGUUGUUGAUGCAAGGGAAGGCUCAAACGAUCCUGAUGCAUCAAAUCCUCCACUUGCAAGUGGUCACAUCUCAUGGAAACAAUUAAAUAAAUCUUUGGUGGUGAUGGAUUCAUCUGAUCGUGUAACUGAUGUUGACAUAUCGUUGGCAGGAAAGAGCAAUCCACAGUUGCAUUUGGAUCUUGGUAAGUCAAUAGGCAAAAUAAUUGAGCUUAUUGAAGGUAUUAGUAUGCCAUCUGUGGAUGAUGAUAACCCUGAGACCUUGUCCAGAAAGGAUGGGAAUAUAUUCACAUAUAAGAAUUCAGAAUCACCUACAGGGUACAUGGUUCGGGUUUUCCAGUGGAAAACUUCUGAACUCAGUGCUGUUUUACACCAGUUUGUUCAUACUUGCUAUGAUCUGUUGAAUGGAAAAACUAAUAUAGACAAAUUUGCCCAAGGAUUAACCACUGCUUUAGACUGGAUUAUGAACCAUUGCUUUUCCCUACAAGAUGUUUCAAACAUGAGGGAUGCAAUUAUGAAACAUUUUGAUUGGGAUGAAUCACGAAGUGAAAGUGAAGCCGAAGUUGGAAUGAUUAGUCAUUUUUCUGAAGCAGGACGUGUUCCAAGAGAACAGUUAGCAUAUUUGCCCAUGACUGCUGCUUCCAAUGGCAAUCAUCUUCGAAUUGAAGAACUUCAGUCUAUUGUGAGGGAAGAAAAUAGGAAUCUGAGGGAUGAAUUGACGAAUUUGAAAUCUGCAAAGAAAGACUUGGAAAUAAGGCUUCAGUCAGCCACUGAUAAGAGUGAAUCCCUGACGAAUCAACUCCUCAAAUCAGAAAAAGCAAUUGCGAGCUUGCAAACAGAGUUGGAAACUCUGAAACGAUCAAAAGGAACGACUGGGGAACAAACCGAAAGUCGCAAGUUGAUGAAUGAAGAUCUUGAUAGACAGCUUACAGUGGCUAGAUUGGAAUUACAUGAGGCUCGGCAGAGGUUUUUAUCACUAGAAGCGGAGCUGGAUGAUAAAAAUAACUGUUAUGAAGAAUUAGAGGCCACUUGUCUUGAACUGCAGCUCCAGCUUGAAAGCAUUACAAAGAAGGAAAGCCCGGACAAUGACCUCAAUCAGGAAGAAAAGCAACUUCGGACUGAUUGGGAGAUUACAGCUGCUUCAGAAAAGUUGGCGGAGUGCCAGGAGACUAUCCUAAACCUUGGAAAGCAGUUGAAGGCAUUGGCUGCUCCAAGGGAAGCAGCCCUUUUUGACAAGGUCAUUGCUACCCCCACUGACACAGUUACCUCCACCACCAUCACAGCCACAGCCACAACCCCAACCCCGCCCAAGGACAAGAUCAUGAACCAGCGCUCCUCUCUACUUGAUCAGAUGCUAGCAGAGGAUGAUUCUGCAGCCAAGUAUCUUAAAUUCCGUAAGACCAAAGAAACCAAUGGCAAUUCCACUAGAAAAGAUAAUGGAGCAUUCCAGACUCUAGAAAAAAUUAUUGUUUUAAAUGGGGUUACACGCGAGGAUGAUGAUGCGACAGCCGGUUCGUUGGCUAUUGUGCCUAAGAAACGGGGAGGAGGGAGUUUGUGGAGAAAGCUGCUGUGGAGAAAGAAGAAAGUCAAUAGCAAGAAACCUCCUCAUCCAUUUUGCCCGUGACAAACAUCUUAAGAGUAAUAAUGAACUGAUGGCAAGCUUGCUUCUCAGGGUUCCUUGUUUGGUUUGUUGUAGAGGAGGUGGGAAUUAUUAGUCUUUGGCUUUUAUUAGUCUUAUUAUGAGAAAGACAGUGAGAAAGAUAAUUUUACAUGUGUGUAUUACUGCUGUAUAUAAAACUGAUGCCGGGACAAUUAUAGAGUUUACAACGUAAUGAAGAUGUCCCUAAGGUGAUGAAAUUUGAGCAA